AUGGCAACUAACAUGACAGAGCACAUGGCCCUACUCAGAGGUCAAAACUGGGCUUCUUCAAGCUACACUCUGCCUCCGAGGCAAAGGUCAAUGGUUGAUCCGAACCAAGUGGUCCCGCCGACCUUCGUUUCGGACACUAAAGAGGCGCCCAUGUCAGCAGUGACGCACAUACCGCCCCCACCUACUCCUACGGCUGUCUCAUUGCCAUCUAUAGCUUUUCUGUCAACAGAUUCCACUGUGCACGCCCCGCCGCCACUAGCUAUGCCGAUGCAGCCUCCAGUUUACACUGUGCUGCCACCUACAGUCCCUACAACGAUGAGUGCUCUCGCUCCUGCUUACACUAUCGAGCCUUUUCCUUUCCAAGCUUCACCACCUCACUUAGGCUUUUCCUACCAAGCUCCACCGCCUCUAAAUAUUCCUCCCUUGAGCUCGACACACCUACUCAAGCAGCCCUUGCCGCUCCACCAGCAAAUUUUCUCCCCGAAAUGGAGAAUGAGCAGGAAAGGAGAUUGA
Messenger RNA from Punica granatum (pomegranate), 513 nucleotides. NCBI's taxonomy places the organism in Eukaryota, Viridiplantae, Streptophyta, Magnoliopsida, Myrtales, Lythraceae. The record is from RefSeq and is a predicted model, not a curated record.